AUGUCGUACCUAUUUGGUUAUGUAAAAAAUAUAUCGGACUCGAUUUUCAUUGAAUUUACUUCCGGUAACAACACGUCAGCUGCACAGAACGAUACAAAAUCAAAAAUAAGAAUGUCUGGAGAGUUUGCAGGAAAUGAUGGCUUUUACAGUGGGGGAUACAAUUAUGAACAGAACACAAAUUAUGACAUGGGAGGUGGACAGUUUGGACAGGACACGCAGUUUGGUCAGUUUGAUUACAGUCAGGGAUAUGGUUCAGAGCAGCAUUACUCAGCACCACAGUCCAAUAUGUAUACAGGCUCCAUCAUGACCCCUGACAUGAGUGCUUCCUAUGCCAAUCCAAGUAAUUCAGACAGCUAUGAAGAUGAACCCCCUCUGCUGGAAGAACUUGGGAUUAACUUUGAUCACAUUACACAGAAGACACUAGCUGUUCUGAACCCAUUCAAGGCAGCUGAACAUGACAUGAUGCAGGACACUGAUUUAGCAGGACCCCUAGUAUUCUGUCUGGCCUUUGGUGGAUCACUGAUGCUGUGUGGGAAACUGCAGUUUGGAUAUAUCUAUGGCAUUGGAGUGGUGGGCUGUGUCGCCAUGUAUUUCCUGCUGAACAUGAUGAGUAUCACGGGCGUAUCAGUGGGCUGUAUCAUCAGUGUACUGGGCUACUGUCUUCUACCAAUGGUCAUUCUGUCCUUCUCAGCAGUACUACUCUCCCUCAAGGGGAUGGUGGGUAUUGUACUGACUGUGUUGACCGUGCUAUGGUGCAGUUUCUCGUCCUCUAAGCUUUUUGUGUCCGCCCUAUCUAUGGAGAAUCAGCAACCUCUUGUGGCUUACCCCUGUGGACUUGUUUAUGGAGUUUUUGCAUUAUUGACUGUGUUCUGAUGGACUGAUCAUUUUACAGUUGUAAAUUGUUGGAAAAACUGUCUUGAUUCACCUGGUGUAUGUGUACAUUUUUAGGUCACCUGAGUCACUCAGGUGACCUAUUGCUAUCUGUUUUCGUCCGUCGUCGUCCGUUGUGCGUCGUGUGUUAACAUUUGAACAUUUUCAGCUUCUUCUCUGAAACCGCUGAACCAAUUUCAGCUAAUUUUUG
Molecule: messenger RNA, 1081 nt
Organism: Saccostrea echinata
Lineage: Eukaryota; Metazoa; Mollusca; Bivalvia; Ostreida; Ostreidae
Product: protein YIPF5-like
Biological process (GO): endoplasmic reticulum to Golgi vesicle-mediated transport; vesicle fusion with Golgi apparatus
Cellular component (GO): trans-Golgi network; membrane
Source: RefSeq, a predicted model, not a curated record